Aricia agestis (brown argus) is the source of this 1206-nucleotide messenger RNA. Its product is annotated as GTPase Era, mitochondrial. The record is from RefSeq and is a predicted model, not a curated record. Gene Ontology annotation, cellular component: mitochondrial matrix. Gene Ontology annotation, molecular function: GTP binding; rRNA binding; ribosomal small subunit binding. NCBI's taxonomy places the organism in Eukaryota, Metazoa, Arthropoda, Insecta, Lepidoptera, Lycaenidae. The transcript is spliced from 5 exons. The coding region runs from base 123 to 1181 and encodes 352 amino acids. Gene Ontology annotation, biological process: ribosomal small subunit assembly.
UUCAAAUUUCCCUACAUUUUUGAUUUUAUCUAAAACCUUUGUGGAAAUGUACUGAAUAAAUUGGUGUAAUUAUUUGUUAUGACUACUUAUCCUAUGACAUAGUAUGAAAUAUUCUUCUCAACAUGUUUGCUCUUAGUUGCCGUAGCUUAUCUAGGUGCAGCAUACAAUGUUUGAGGUUACUUUACUAUUCUUCACAACCUAAACAAAAUAAUCCUGAUGAUAAGAAAAUUAGUAAAGUAAUUAAUGUUGCGAUUGUGGGUGCACCUAAUGCUGGAAAAAGUACACUCAUAAAUAAAAUUACAGAAAGAAAGAUAUGUGCUGCAUCAAGUAAAGUUCAUACGACUACAAAAUUAGUGAGAGCUAUUUGUUUUGAAAAUGAUACACAAAUUAUAUUCUUGGAUACCCCAGGAGUUAUCACGGAAAAAGAGAAGAAUAAGUAUAAAUUGCCAGACUCAAUGCUAGAGGCAUGUGUCAAAAGUUUGCGGUGUGCGGACGUGAUUGGGGUAGUACAUGAUGUCUCUAACAAGUGGACAAGAGAAAGCAUUCACCAAGAUGUUCUAAAUAUGCUUGAAUUAUUUGAAAGCACCCCUAGUUUUCUAGUUCUAAAUAAGGUGGACACAUUAAAAAGUAAAAAGCAAUUACUUUCCCUAAUCAGAAAUUUAACAAAUGGGUUCAUAGCCGGUGCUCCGAUACCAAAUGCAAAAGUGGAUUCAAGUAAAGUUCAAAGAGGUUACAGUAAAUUCUCUGAUGUCUUUAUUGUCUCAGCUAAGGAAGGAGAUGGUGUAAAGGACAUAAAGGAUUAUUUAAUAAGUAACGCCAAGGUGUCACGGUUACACUACUCACCAUCGGAAUGGUCAGAUCAAACUCCCGAGAGAUUAAUAGAGGAGGCAGUGCGAGCGAAAUUUCUAGACUUUCUCGCUCAAGAGAUACCGUAUAAUCUGACAACUCAGUUAGAAUUCUUUGACGAUUUGACCGAUGAGAACAAAAUCACUUGCUCCGUAUGCAUAUUAUGUCCUACAGAGAGAUUAGCUAAGUUGAUCAAUGGCUCAGGAGGAGGAAGACUGCAUCAAAUAAAAUCUGCUGUAAUGAUGGACCUUAUCGAAAUGUUUAAAAAACCAGUCUCCAUAAAAAUUGUUCUGAAAGUAAAGUCCAAAUCAGAUACGGAAGAUAUAGUAGCAUAAGUGGAAUACACUGUAAAUGUUUUGU